Molecule: messenger RNA, 3375 nt
Organism: Medicago truncatula (barrel medic)
Lineage: Eukaryota; Viridiplantae; Streptophyta; Magnoliopsida; Fabales; Fabaceae
Product: ubiquitin carboxyl-terminal hydrolase 17
Exons: 12
Coding region: 281-3112 (943 amino acids)
Biological process (GO): protein deubiquitination
Cellular component (GO): cytosol; nucleus
Molecular function (GO): cysteine-type deubiquitinase activity
Source: RefSeq, a predicted model, not a curated record
ACAAAAGAUCGCUGUGUCGCACCAUUUUCACAAUUCGUCAACACAACAAAAGAAAAAAAAACAUUCAAAGACAGCACAAAAAAAAAAAAAAACACAUAAUCCAAGCUUCAGUUUCUAGUGACGGUUUCUGUUGUGUUACUUUGUUCAUCAUCUUCUCACCGACGCAACUAUCUUUCCCAUUUUGCCCUUAUAGGAUAACCCUUUUGCUCUAUGCGUGGAAAAGUUGUGAUUUUUCCGUGGAUCCUGUGUUGGGGACCAGGAUAAGAAGAAGAUUUCAACAAUGGUGGUGUUUGAGAUUUUAGGGUUUCAAGGUUUGGUUUAUUUGCUGUUAGUUUUGGGUUUUGUGGUGAUUCGUUAUGUUUGGAGAAAUGCUGAAGAGAAGAGAGAAGAGGUUAUGAGGUUGGUACAAGAUACUACUGCUUCUAUGACUCAUAUGGAAGCUUAUUCUGAUUCAGAUGAAAUUUCAUUUUCACCUUCAAAUUCAGCUUCUUUUGAAUCAUCCAAUUCAGUUUCAUUUUCUCAUGGGUAUCAAUGUGCUGUUUGUUAUUCUCCUACCACCAUGCGUUGUGCUCGCUGCAAAGCUGUUAGAUACUGUUCGGGUAAGUGUCAAAUUAGUCACUGGAGACAAGGUCACAAGGAUGAAUGUUGUCCUUCAAUUACCACCACCAGGGAGGUCAACAACGAGAAUGUUACAUCUAGGGCAUCAGCAUCAGGAACAGAAUUUGAUCUUCAUGAAAGCAAAGGAAAUCAUGUUAGUGUUGGAUCUUACAACGAUUCACAUUCCAACAUUAAUCCUUCUGUUGCUGCAAGAGAAUCAUUGGAUGAUAACCGUCACGAGACUCAUGACUCAUUUACGAAACCUGUCAGUGAUAAUACUGCUAAUGACACAUCUGUAGCUUCCACCGACAACGACGGAACCGUGUUGCACUCCUCAUUUCCUUUGGAAUCUAAAAAUCCUGUCAAUAUUGAAGUUAAGAAUUCUAGUUCAAGUAAAAGAAGCAAGAAAAAGUCUAGCAACACUACCGAUGAGACUGGAUUUGAAUCAAAAGUUCCAAAAGCUAAAUCCGACACAUAUCAUGAUGAGGCAUCAAAGUGGGGUGGCCAUCAACACAAAAGAAGAGUUUCAUUUGUUGAAAAACCAAUAACAGAUACUUCUAAGUGCAGGACUGUGCCUUCCUUGAGUAAUUCAAAUACCGAUGUUCUAGCUGACAAUGUGGAAGAAUCGCAUUUGUCCAGGUACAAAGAAGCACGGAGAUCAUCAUGUAGUUCUCGUGAUCGAAUAUCUUCAACUACUAAGGAGGAUUUGAUUUCACAUUCCAAGUCUACGAAAACUGACAAUUAUCAUGCCUUGCCUUCAAAAGUCAGCGUUGUUCCAAAUCUUCAACAAAAUGUUCGUAAUGGUUUGAAAACAUCAAUGCAGAAAGUUGUCCAGCAGUUUAGAAGCUCAAAAGAGUCAAGAUCCAAUCUAACAUCUGUUGAAAAUGAGUUGGGCUUUCCUUAUGAACUUUUCGUGGAACUUUAUUGUUAUGACAAGGUGAAACUAUUUCCCUUUGGCCUUACAAACUGUGGGAACAGCUGUUACGCUAAUGCAGCACUCCAAUGCUUGGCGUAUACUCAGCCUCUAACAUCGUAUCUUUUGCAAGGGUUCCAUUCGAAACGAUGUCAGAAGAAGGGAUGGUGUUUUAUGUGCGAGUUUGAAUAUCUAAUUCAGAAGGCAAAAGAAGGGACGUCUCCACUUUCUCCAAUUGGGAUAUUAUCUAAGAUACACAAGAUUGGAAGUCAUCUUGGACAUGGGAGAGAGGAAGAUGCACAUGAAUUUUUGAGGGGUGCAGUUGAGACUAUGCAAUAUAUUUGCCUCAAGGAAGCCGGUGUAUCAAGUCCUUUGACAGAAGAAACAACUCUCAUUGGAUACACUUUUGGAGGAUAUCUACGAUCUAAGAUAAAGUGCUUAAGGUGCCUGGGGAAAUCUGAGAGGUAUGAGAGAAUGAUGGAUCUUACUGUUGAGAUUGAUGGAGAUAUUGAAACUUUGGAGGAGGCUCUUGGACAAUUUACAGCGCCUGAAAUAUUAGAUAAAGAUAAUAAGUAUAAUUGUGGCAGAUGUAAAUCGUACGAGAAAGCCAAGAAGAAGUUAACGGUACUGGAGGCACCAAAUAUUCUUACAAUCGUAUUAAAACGAUUUCAGUCUGGUAACUUUGAGAAGUUGAAUAAGUCAGUUCAGUUCCCAGAAGUCCUGGAUAUGACUCCAUACAUGAGUGGAAGAAAGGAUAAAUCUCCAUUUUACAGUCUUUAUGCAGUGGUUGUCCAUUUGGAUAUCAUGAAUGCUUCAUUUUCAGGCCAUUAUGUUUGUUAUGUGAAGAACAUUCAAGGAGAAUGGUUCAGGACUGAUGACAGCAGGGUAGAACCUGUCGAAUUGUCAAGAGUCUUAUCAGAAAGCGCAUACAUGCUUCUUUAUGCAAGGCACUCUCCGAAACCCCUGGGUUCUGUAAGUAGCAAUGCAACCUUUUCAACUGGAAAGUUCAAGAGGAGAAGCUUGGAAGCCAUUCCUGCUGUUUCUAAGACGCGGUCGAAUUCCAUGGCUACAAAUGCUGAUUCUCCCUCCGUACAGCAGAAGCAGGGACAGCACUCUCACCGGAAUGCCGUUGAUGAUUCCUUUAGCAAUGAAUCUGUCCCAGAAGAAUGGAGAUUCAACUAUCGGGGAAGAAAUACUAUGGUGGAUUCUGCUAGCGAAAGCUCAGUUUUCAGCUCUUCUGAUGCAAGCUCUUGCAGUACUGCAAGUACUAAGGACUCGGCUAGUACUGCUGACUUUUCAGAUUACAUUUUUGGUGAAGCAGGGUCCAAUUGGCAUGGCCAGUAUGGAAUUUCUUCCAACUCGGCUGCAUCUUCUUCCUAUGAUAACUUGCAUACAGAUUUUUCAGUGGACAAUGAUGCUGAUAGGAGGCUCCAGCAAAACUCGGAAGAUAAAGCAAUUUUGUAUGCUAACAAAAACAAAAAUCAUAGUGGUAGAUGGGGAAUUGACCUUAAAAAAUUUGUCACUGCUAAGCACCAUGACAAAAGUUCUGCUGUACAUGUGAGAAGAACAAGUAGAGAUGCAUCAGCUCAAACAUUUUAUUGAGUUUGAGUUGAGAUAGAAUCAAACAUCUGGAAUAUUUUUGGUACAGUGAAAAUCAAUAUUUCACUAAUAUAAGUAGAAUGAGAGAAUUCUUGUUUUGAUGUUCAGUAUUAGCUCAAGAAUUCUUGUGUACAAGUAAGGAUGAAUAACAAAUUGAGAUGCAGUAGCUCAAACGUUUUGUUGAGUUUGAGUUGAGACAUCAAUCACCUCUAAUAAUUUUUGGUACAGUGUAUAUCAUUAAGUGCUUCUCUACCUGUUUAUGUUCA